This is a messenger RNA of Homo sapiens (human), 1130 nucleotides long. RefSeq lists its product as uncharacterized. The transcript has a single exon. Bases 50 to 634 code for a protein of 194 amino acids. Lineage: Eukaryota; Metazoa; Chordata; Mammalia; Primates; Hominidae. The record is from RefSeq and is a predicted model, not a curated record.
AAAUAAACCCAAACCCCUCAAACAAUUUCGAACACGAAACAUUCUUCUGAUGCCGGCAUCCCUGCUUGCAGGUGUGAAGGGGGCAGGAAUCAGCGAGGUGUCCUGGGCUGAGUCCCCGGAGUGGGAAGAGGUGGCAGGAAGGGGAUCUGAGGAGGAGAACAGGGGUCCUGGUGGUCUGUGCUUCUUCCCAGACACGGGAGCUGUAGAGGAGACCUCUGCAGCAGAUGCUAGGGGGGCCAGUAGGCCCAGGCAGUCUUGGGACUUGGGUCUGUCCUGCUGUGCAUCCAUAGUGGGUGCUUUAGAAACGGGAGGCCCACCCGAAGUCCCUGUUGCAAGUGAGGACAAAGUGUGGGAAGGCCGUGAGGGUCUGCAGUCCGGGAUGGCCUUGUCCUCAACGUGCAGUGCACUGUUGAUGCGCUGGAAUGCCGUCUCUUUUUCCAGGUGCAGGUCUUCAGCCGUGACCCGGUACCCCAGCUCUAAGGGAGGUGGCAGCAUCAAAGGCUCCCCUCGCCUGCGUGGCAGCAGGGGAAUCUUGCGUCUACGGGGCCUAGAGUCCUGGGAUCUGGGGGAGCCACCCGUUGGGGCGAUUGUCUGCCCUGGUGCUGUAUCUGCCCCCUUUUCACACCGUGUGUGACCCGAAGAGACAGCCUGAGGCCUGUCCUCACUCACUGUCUUUGAGUAACUGAGGGUCAGCUGGCAGCGGGAUGAGGCUGGCCCCCUCCUCUGCUUUAGCCCCGGCAAGCCUCCCGUGGAGCUGUAGGAGCUGGAGAUGGCAUUUCGUUUGGUGCUCGAGCUCGUCCAGGAUGUCUGGGAUGUGUGGUUAUAUCUGAUUUCUGAGCUCUGGGCGUGGAGGUCUGUCUGCAGAGGCCCGGGCCUGGGCACAAAGGGAGAGGGGCCUCCAUUGUCCCGCAGGGGCCAAAAUGCAGACCGUGCAUCCCCGGUGACCUCGGGGACCGUUCUCUGAUCAUCAGGAUUUUCUUGGACUCUGGGGUCCUUGUCCUGCUCAGGCAUCCCUGCCCCGCUCUCCUUGAGGGCCCUCAACACUAUCUUCCCUGGACACAAGUCUGGGGACAGCCGGGUGUUGUGGACCCCAAAGGGGUGACUACCUGCUCCUGGGCCCCACAGAGUCC